Messenger RNA from Stylophora pistillata, 1397 nucleotides. RefSeq names its product 3-oxoacyl-[acyl-carrier-protein] synthase, mitochondrial-like. Gene Ontology annotation, cellular component: mitochondrion. The record is from RefSeq and is a predicted model, not a curated record. Gene Ontology annotation, molecular function: 3-oxoacyl-[acyl-carrier-protein] synthase activity. Gene Ontology annotation, biological process: fatty acid biosynthetic process. NCBI's taxonomy places the organism in Eukaryota, Metazoa, Cnidaria, Anthozoa, Scleractinia, Pocilloporidae.
GACUCCGCCAUGGGAGUUAAAAUAAAUGAUCCUUGUAUCCUAGGGUGUGUCUAUUGGGAUGGCAAUGACAGGGUUGAAGGACAUACUGCAAGAGGGGAAUGCACUUAACAAUCAGGGCUAUCGAAGAGUGAGUCCAUUUUUUGUGCCUAGAGUUCUCCUUAAUUUGCCAGCUGGAGUUGUCAGUAUGACAUUUGGUCUUCAGGGCCCCAAUCAUGCAGUCUCCACUGCAUGUGCCGCCAGUGCGCAUGCUAUUGGCGAUGCGUUCAGACUGAUUCGUCAUGGUGAUGCUGAUGUGAUGGUUGCUGGUGGCGUGGAAGCUUGUAUUCUGCCCUUGGCCAUGGCAGGCUUUUGCAAAAUGCGUGCCUUGACUACCAAGUUUAAUGACAAUCCUCAUGAGUCGUCAAGGCCAUUUGAUAGAGAAAGAAGUGGUUUUGUGAUGGGGGAGGGAGCAGGAGUCAUGAUAUUGGAGGAAUAUGACCAUGCUGUCAGCCGUGGUGCUCGGCUGUAUGCUGAACUUGUUGGUUACGGUCUUUCAGGGGAUGCCUAUCAUAUUACAGCCCCAUCAGAGGGAGGGCACGGGGCAUAUUUAGCGAUGAAGAACGCAUUGAAAGAUGCUGAUCUCAAACCAGAGGAUGUGAAUUACAUUAAUGCGCAUGCUACAUCUACUCCACUUGGAGAUGCAGGAGAGAACAGCGCCAUAAAGACGUUACUUGGACAGCACUCAAGAAAUGUUCAAGUUUCUUCCACUAAAGGAGCUGUUGGCCAUCUAUUAGGAGCGGCUGGUGCAGUAGAGGGUAUAUUCACUGUGCUUGCUAUACACCAUGGCGUUGUACCACCCACAUUAAACCUCCACAACGUUGACUCAAAGGAAUUUAACUUGAACUACGUACCACUGACGUCACAGACCCUAAACGGGGCUUCGCAACGACGGAGAACAGCGCUCACUAACUCAUUUGGCUUUGGUGGUACGAAUGCUUCCUUGUGUUUCGCAUCCUCGUGAAACUUCUAAAGUACUUCGAAUGUGGUCGCAAUAAUUCGUGACCGAGAUGAAGUUCUGUAGAAUUUCUGACGGCCUCCUGGGUCAGCGUGGGAGGAGUCUCAGAAGAGCCUCCGACCUGUCAUUAAACAAUCACAAAUAAGUGUCCUUUCGGGACCGUAACUAAUAUCUUAAGUAAUGGCCUCAGCUCACAAAUUUCACGCAAGUGGAUAAGACAUGAACAACUUGCGAAAGAAGAGUUGAAAUUGAAAACAUUUAAUUCAAGAAAAUACUGUGUCGGACAUAAAUUGCAAGUAACUCUUUUUAAUCAAGUGUAUUUCUUGAUUCAGCAGAGGAACGUGCUGUUAUCAUUUGACAUGACCAAAUUAAAAUUCAUCAGUCAAAUGGUUUUUAAGUACGA